Molecule: messenger RNA, 4497 nt
Organism: Stomoxys calcitrans (stable fly)
Lineage: Eukaryota; Metazoa; Arthropoda; Insecta; Diptera; Muscidae
Product: phosphatase and actin regulator 1
Exons: 11
Coding region: 269-3610 (1113 amino acids)
Biological process (GO): actin cytoskeleton organization
Molecular function (GO): actin binding
Source: RefSeq, a predicted model, not a curated record
CCAAACAGCGACCAAAGUGGAUUAUUCAACCAAUAACGGACCAUGGGAGAAAAACCCUGCUGCGGUUGCGACCUCAUCAGCAGGAGGCGGAAGUGCUGGCAACAACACAGGAAACACCGGAAACGCAAAUCAAAGUCAUAGCACCACAGUAACUACUAACAGCAGCACUAGCAAUGCUCUUCCGACCGGAAGUGGUGCAGGUGGUGGAGUCUCCACUGCCGCGGCUCCCUCAGCACAAUCGACGCUGAAAAGCACACAUCACCAACUAAUGCAACAACUGCAGCAACAGCAUCAACAUCAGCACCAUCAACGUCAAUUGCAGCAUCAACACAGCAUUGCAGCUGUGGGAGUGGGCGGUGUUGGUGGCCAUUCACAUUCCCAUUCGCAUGCUCCGCGUCAACUAACCCAUCAACAUUCACACCCACCCCUACAGCAUUCGAAUGUUGUGGGUGGGGGUGUUGCCAACAUUGUGCUUCCUUCGACCACCACCACUACGGCUGCUGUGGCCAACAACACGGUCCAACAGCAGCAGCAACAACAACAACAACAACAACAGCUUCAUCACCACACACAUCAGCAACAUGCAGUGCAUCAACAUCAACAUCAACACCAGCAUCAGCAUCAACACCAUCAUCACCCACCGCUACAACAUCACGUGUCGCUGAAUCUCAGUAGCAGCGGCGGUGUUGUCAACAUGACCUCUUCCAGUGGCCUGGUUGGCUCUUCCUCGGCAACGUUGCAUCGAUGUCAAGCCUCGAAUGCCAAUACAACAUCAGCAGCAUCAUCUACGGUGGCAGCGAUUACUUUGCCCCCCUCUGUUAAAGUUACUACGGCUCAUCAUCAUCAUGGGCGGCAUCAUUUGACUCCUCAGCAUAGGUCAUUGUCGCAACAGCAUGCAGUGGCCACGCUGCGUCGCCGCACUUUGAGUCAUGUGCCACGUUCCUACUCAGCCUCGGCAGCCACCUCGUCGGCCAACUCCACGGGUGGCAGUGGCGCUCAGGUGUCAACAGGUGGCGGUGGUGGUGGUGGUCUAACAAAAGCUCUCAUAUCGGCUAAAAAUGAGUUAAUAGGAAACAAUAGUGGUGGCGGCGGAGGCGCAACAAGUGCUGGCAGUAGCAGUGGUGGUGGUGUUGGUGAUCGCUCACGAUGUCGGUCACCAAUGAUGUUGUGCCAUUCGCACAGUGAUGGUGAAUUUCCUAUGUAUAAAGCUAAAAAACAAAACGGUGCUGCAUUGCGUACAAAUAGUUUAGGUUCUGGUACACGCACACCACCUUUGGAGCGUAAAAGUAAAUUUAGCGCUUUGGGACGUUUCUUCAAACCUUGGAAAUGGCGGCGGAAAAAGAAAAGCGAAAAAUUCGAAGCAGCCUCAAAGUCCCUUGAACGCAAAAUAUCAGUACGUGCCAAUCGUGAAGAACUUGUUCAAAAAGGUAUUUUACUACCAGAAAGCCCACUGGGGAACAUACAAGAACCAGGUGAGGAUUCUUAUUUCAAUGAUUCAACCGCCGUUAAUAAUUCAACUGCAAAUGGCUCGAUAUUGUCAUCAGCCGUCCAAAGCAAUUCCAUUUUAGCCAAUGCCUCCUCCUCAGGUAAUGGUGGUAGUACUAGUAUUAGUUCUGCUCAGCAGCAGCAACAGUUAUCACAGCACCAGCCGCAACAGCAACAGCAACAGCAACAGCAAUCACAUCAGCAUCAACUAUCGCUGGGAAAUAAUUCUUUAAAUGCGAAGCAACAAUUUCACAGCAAUGCAAUGCAUAAUGGCAGUGGUGGUGGUGGCGGCAGUUUUAGUGGUGAAACUGCUACCGCUGCGGCCAAUGUCUCCUUUGGCGGCACUCUGCCCAAGACUAAGACAAAUAACAACAACACAAUUGCCGGAAAUGCAAGUGAGACGAUUUCACUUGGCAAUGGUGGCGGUGGUGGAGGCCAUGCGCCACACUCUCCCUCAUUGGGUGCCAUACAAAUAACCCCAGCACCAUUGACCCCCUUGGCCCAGCAUCAUCAGGCGUUGGCGCAACAGUUGCAACAACGAUUUGCCAUCAGCAAUAAUAAUGAACCCAGAAAAGACAAGACUGAUGCACAGCACGGUGGUAAUGGUACCCUGUCCCCAAAUACCGAACAGCCACCAUGUCAGGGCUCCAUGUUGCCUCCACCAGGGGGCGGCAGUGGAGGCUCUCAGCAGAAUCACUCGCAUAUGGUUAGUGGCCGUGAUCAACAUGAUUCCCAUACACAAAAUUCCAAAAUGGAAAGACCCAAUACACUGGGCACCAAUAAAUUAGCCAGGCGUGUCAACGUCUGCUAUGAACACUAUCCUGAUGGUUCUUCGGGAAAUUCCAUGAUGGGUGGGCCACCGGGCAGUACGCCACCCCCAUACGCUGAUGCAUCGGGCCACCAUCAUCAUGGCGGCAAAAUGGUUGGCAAUGUUAUGCUAUCCGAAUUGCCGGAACCUCCUAUACCGCUGUCAGAGAUUGGCCCCAUCCCACCGCCUCCCAUGUUUUCGACGCCAUCGCCAACAUUGGUGGCUGGACGACCGCAUGGCCCGGGCGCUGUCAAUGAUAAAGAUUAUCAGCCAUAUGAUGAUUAUGAUAAUGAUCACGAUCACGAUGAUAACGAUUCUGAUAUUGAUUAUAAUUAUCAACAUUAUCCAAAUCAUAUCGAUACACAACGCAUUGAGGAAAUUCCAGCCAAAGAGCCCAAACCAAAUGCAGUUCCUCUCAAAUCGGCCCUCAAAAAGAAGCCCGGCCACAAUGUCAACUCAUCGUCAUCGCCGGCCACGCCCAUACAGGAUCACACAAAUGCCAAUGGCAGUUUGCCCCAGGGCAUGGGUGGUGGCGGUGGCGGCGGCGGUGGGGGCAGCAGUGGCAACAAUGCCUCACAUACCUCGACCAGUCAUCAGCGUCCAUUGGUGGUGAGGCAGGAUGCUACCAAUAGUUAUAAUUUAAAGCCCAUACUACGACCACGGAUUAGAAUAUGUAGGCAACAAAUGUUUAAUAUUAAUCUACCAUGCACCAUGGAGAACAAGGAGAACACACGGCCAUUUGUGAUACGUGAAAACAGUAGUGAUAGCAGCGAUGAUGAUGCUUCACGCAUUCUUUAUCGCGACGAUGAUACAUCACGUCAGGCGAAAAUUGCACGCAAGGAGUCCUUGUCGCUGAAGCUGCAAUUGCGUCCCGACAAACAGGAUCUGAUCAAUCGUAAUAUCUUGCAUCCAGUUAACGAUAAUGAUGUCAAAGAAUCCAAGGAAGCCAUAGGAGCUCGUUUAAUACGACGUCUGUCGAUGAGACCGACAGCCGAUGAAUUGGUGGAACGUAACAUAUUGAAGACACAAACACCCGCCGAAGAGAAAAAACAAAAAGAAGAAAAGAAAUCAUAUUUAUUGCGUAAAUUAAGUUUUCGACCCACCGUCGAGGAGCUUAAGGAAAAGAAAAUUAUCCGUUUCAAUGAUUAUAUUGAAGUGACUCAGGCCCACGACUAUGAUCGUCGAGCUGAUAAGCCAUGGACAAGACUGACACCAAAGGAUAAGGCUGCCAUACGCAAAGAAUUGAAUGAAUUUAAAUCAUCCGAGAUGGCAGUACACGAGGGUAGUCGGCAUUUAACAAGGUUCCAUAGGCCAUGACAAUUGCAAUGGCAGCAAAAAAUUACGAUUAAAACUCCAUACCCAACAAAAUUUUGUGCAACAAAAUAUAAAAAAUUUUAAAGAAAACAAAAAUCCAUUAAACUUAAGAAAGUCAACAAAAACAAAAAAAGAAAAAAACUUAUCAAAAAAAAUUGUAAAAUUUUGAAAAAUUUAACAAAAAAAAAACAAACUCUGCGCAUUCAACAGCGAAGGAAAUAACAACUCAACAUUGUUUAAAAAAAAAAUGCUAAACCUUAAACAAAGAAAGAAAUAUUUAAGAUAAACAAAACCAACAACAACAACAUUUUGGGGUUUCAACAGCAACAACUCAGCAGCAGUAGCAAAUGCAAAAGCAAAAGCAAAACAACAACAACCACAUCAAACAACACUAGAAGACGUAUUAAAGUGUAAAAAAUGUUGUCCACCACGGUAGCAACGACGACAACGACGGCUUAGCAACAGGACCAAAGCAAUUGGAAUGGCUGCAACCCCACAUCAGCUGUCAGUGUCAGCACCCUUUAAGGAUCUUUGGAGGCGUUUUUAUUAAUAGGCAUUGGGCAAUACCAAGUGGAUUUUGUAUGAUUACGAUUAUAGUACGAUAUGUAUUUAUUUAAAGCAUAACAAAACAAAAAAAGUUUUAUAAAUAUUCGAUGUAAUUGUUACAAAAAAAGAAGAGAAUUUUUUUGCCAAUAGUUUGUUUACGUUUACGGUUUUUUGUGCAUUUUACCAUUUUAGUUUGGUAAUUGGAUCGACAAAAAGGACAUACCCACAUGCAUACAUAAUAACUUACAUACCACACACAUGCAUACCUACAUACAUACAUACAUACAUACAUAUAUGUAAUACCUUUGUUUGUGUAUCAAUAAAGCAAUACAAGAAAAACAGAA